AUGGCCCUGCCUUCUCUGGAACAUAGGGGAAACCAUAAUCACAGUGAAUUCAGUGUCAAAUUUCUUGUCUCAGGAGACUCAGCUAAUCUAACCUGCAGAGCUUUCUUUGGGUACAGUGGAGAUGUCAGUCCUUUAAUUUAUUGGAUGAAAGGAGAAAAGUUUAUUGAAGAUCUGGAUGAAAAUCGAGUUUGGGAAAGUGACAUUAGAAUUCUCAAGGAGCAUCUUGGGGAACAGGAAGUUUCCAUCUCAUUAAUUGUGGAUUCUGUACAAGAAGGUGACUUGGGAAAUUACUCUUGUUAUGUUGAAAAUGGAAAUGGACGUCGGCAUGCCAGCAUUCUCCUUCACAAACGGGAGCUGAUGUACACAGUUGAACUUGCUGGAGGGCUAGGUGCUAUCCUUUUGCUGCUUGUUUGUUUGGUGACCAUCUACAAGUGUUACAAAAUAGAAAUCAUGCUCUUCUACAGGAAUCAUUUUGGGGCUGAGGAGCUGGAUGGAGACAAUAAAGAUUAUGACGCAUACUUGUCCUACACCAAAGUGGAUCCUGACCAGUGGAAUCAAGAGACUGGGGAAGAAGAGCGCUUCGCUCUUGAAAUCCUACCUGACAUGCUUGAGAAGCACUAUGGAUAUAAGUUGUUUAUACCAGACAGAGAUUUAAUUCCAACUGGAACAUACAUUGAAGAUGUAGCAAGAUGUGUAGAUCAAAGCAAGCGGCUGAUUAUUGUUAUGACCCCAAAUUACGUAGUCAGAAGGGGCUGGAGCAUCUUUGAGCUGGAGACCAGACUUCGAAACAUGCUUGUGACUGGAGAAAUUAAAGUGAUACUAAUUGAAUGCAGUGAACUGCGAGGAAUUAUGAACUACCAGGAGGUGGAGGCCCUCAAGCACACCAUCAAGCUCCUGACGGUUAUUAAGUGGCAUGGACCAAAAUGCAACAAGUUGAACUCUAAGUUCUGGAAACGUUUACAAUAUGAAAUGCCUUUUAAGAGGAUAGAACCCAUUACACAUGAGCAGGCUUUAGAUGUUAGCGAGCAGGGGCCUUUCGGGGAGCUGCAGACUGUCUCGGCCAUUUCCAUGGCUGCAGCCACCUCCACAGCUCUAGCCACUGCCCAUCCAGAUCUCCGUUCCAAUUUUCACAACACGUACCAUUCACAAAUGCGCCAGAAACACUACUACCGAAGCUAUGAGUAUGAUGUACCUCCUACUGGCACCCUGCCUCUUACCUCCAUAGGAAAUCAGCAUACCUAUUGCAACAUCCCUAUGACACUCAUCAAUGGGCAGCGGCCACAGACAAAAUCCAGCAGGGAGCAGAAUCCAGACGAGGCCCACACAAACAGUGCCAUCCUGCCACUGUUGCCAAGGGAGACCAGUAUAUCCAGUGUGAUUUGGUGACAGAAAAGCAAGGGACAUCCUGUCCCUGGGAGCUUGAGUAGAGUCUGCAGUCCAGUGCCUGGAACUAAAUCCUCGACUGCUGCUGUUAAAAACAUGCAUUACAAUCUCUAGAACACGAGGAAAAACAGGGUCUUGUACAUAUGUUUUUUGCAGUUUCUUUGUAGCAUCGAUGUCUUGUUGUUUUACCACGUCUCUUACUCAUUACAUUUUUGACUUUGUUUUAUAUGUCACUGGAAUUUGUAAAUUUACAUUUUUUUAAAGAAGAGACUUAUGUGUAGAUAGAAAACCCUUUUUUGCUUCAUGAGUUUAGUUUUAGAAGGUGUUUCUUUUCCUUUUCUUGAUUUUGUUUUGCUUUUAACAUUUCCUUGGGGUGCUUGGACAAAUCCAUCUGAUGGGACAAGGAGCACCGGAUCCUCUCUUGGGUUCUACCUAGGAUCAGCAGGGCCACGCGGGCCUUCAGAGAGCAGUGCACCGACUGCCAGCAUUGCCAUUUGAGGGGAGAAAAACAAAGAAGAGAACACUUGCUCAUAGGAUGGCCCCGCCAAUCAGAGCCCUCAAUCUUUUCCUUGUCCCACCUCAUUUCCCACCUCUGCCCUUCUAAUGGCGGCAUGAUGUGUAAAUUCUGAGGAAGGGUGGGGGUGGGUCUAACUGUCUUAACAUUUAAUUCACUGCUGGUCAGAAUACACUCCAGACCCAAAAGUGUGCUAGUCACUUAACAGUGACCACUACAGCGU
Myotis davidii is the source of this 2120-nucleotide messenger RNA. It is a transcript of the gene IL1RAPL1, whose product is annotated as interleukin 1 receptor accessory protein like 1. Bases 1 to 1386 code for a protein of 461 amino acids. The record is from RefSeq and is a predicted model, not a curated record. Gene Ontology annotation, biological process: negative regulation of exocytosis; signal transduction. The transcript has 6 exons. NCBI's taxonomy places the organism in Eukaryota, Metazoa, Chordata, Mammalia, Chiroptera, Vespertilionidae.